AUGUCUGAUCUAGACGCGACAACGCCUCGCGUGUUCAUUGCUCGCCACGGAGAAACCGAAUGGACCAAGAAUGGUCGAUACACCGGAAUCACCGAGCUGGAGCUCACUGCCGACGGUGUAAAGCAAGUCACUGGCACAGCUCGCCAGCUUGUUGGGCCUGGGAGGUUGAUCGAUCCAGCCCGGAUUGCAAAAGUCUGGGUUAGUCCGCGUCGACGGACACAGCAGACGUUUCAGCUUCUUCUCAGCGCUGGCGGUGACUCUGGGCUAGAGGAAGACAAAGUAACUCUCACAGAGGAUAUAGCUGAAUGGGAUUAUGGCAUCUAUGAAGGCUUGCAAGCGGGUGAAAUCAGGUCCUUGAGGAGGGAGAGACGACUGGAUGAGAGCAGGGACUGGCAUAUAUGGAGCGACGGGUGCGAGGGUGGAGAGUCUGUUCCUUCGGCCUCAAAGAGACUGGAUAGAUUGAUUCAGCAGAUCCGUACAAUUCAACAACCUCAUAUGGAUGGCUCCAAGCCAGCUGAUGUCGUCUUGGUUGCACAUGGUCUUAUUCUGCGUGCUUUUGUUAAAAGGUGGCUGAAGUACCCUCUUGACACACCGUUGCCAAUGAUGCUGUCCCCAGGAGCCAUUGGUAUACUCAGCUAUCGAAAUCGUGAUAUAGAUGAGCCGGCAUUUUUUAUUGGGAUGGCGUUGCCCUGA
Messenger RNA from Aspergillus versicolor CBS 583.65, 693 nucleotides. Its product is annotated as histidine phosphatase family protein. Gene Ontology annotation, molecular function: sedoheptulose-bisphosphatase activity. The record is from RefSeq and is a predicted model, not a curated record. The transcript has 5 exons. Gene Ontology annotation, biological process: ribose phosphate biosynthetic process. The coding region runs from base 1 to 693 and encodes 230 amino acids. NCBI's taxonomy places the organism in Eukaryota, Fungi, Ascomycota, Eurotiomycetes, Eurotiales, Aspergillaceae.